UUCUUUCGCAGUUCCUCUAUAGGCCCAAAACCCUUCUCCGCUGCUCUUAUCUAGUGAGAGCUGCAGCUUCUGUAUAACCAGAAGUUCAAGGGGGUAGAAUUAGGGUUUUUAUUCUGAUUCUGUCUCGUUUGGUGUUGAGAUUUUGAACAAGUUCAUUCAAUUACUGUGAUUCUCAUUUCUAGCGGUUGAUUUUUUUUUUCCCAAUCUAAUUCCGUAAAACACCCUAGAAAAUGGCUUCCUCAACAGCUCAGAUUCACGUUUUAGGUGGAAUUGGGUUCUCUUCGUCUUCAUCGAGAAAACCUAAUUUUUCUUUUUCACCUAAGACAGUUUUCUUUGGUCAAAAUGUAAGGUCGCAAACGGCGGCGUUUCUGAGACACAGUAGCACGACGAGGAGAAGGUACAGCAAUGGCCCUUUGAGGGUAGUGAAUGAGAAGGUUGUGGGAAUUGAUCUGGGUACCACCAAUUCUGCAGUUGCUGCAAUGGAGGGAGGGAAGCCGACGAUUGUGACGAACGCGGAGGGUCAGAGGACUACACCGUCGGUUGUGGCGUACACAAAGAAUGGGGAUAGGCUUGUGGGGCAGAUUGCGAAGCGGCAGGCGGUGGUGAACCCUGAGAAUACUUUCUUCUCUGUGAAGAGGUUUAUUGGGAGGAAGAUGUCGGAGGUAGAUGAUGAAUCGAAGCAGGUUUCAUAUAAAGUAGUGAGGGAUGAGAAUGGAAAUGUUAAGUUGGAUUGCCCUGCAAUUGGCAAGCAGUUUGCUGCUGAGGAGAUUUCUGCUCAGGUUUUGAGGAAGCUUGUAGAUGAUGCCUCAAAGUUUUUGAAUGAUAAAGUGACUAAAGCUGUGGUCACAGUGCCUGCAUACUUCAAUGAUUCCCAAAGGACAGCAACAAAAGAUGCUGGCCGAAUUGCUGGGCUGGAUGUUCUUCGAAUAAUCAAUGAACCUACCGCUGCUUCAUUGGCAUAUGGAUUUGAAAAGAAGAACAAUGAAACCAUCCUAGUAUUCGACCUUGGUGGUGGCACUUUUGAUGUUUCAGUGCUUGAGGUUGGUGAUGGAGUUUUCGAAGUGCUCUCUACUUCAGGAGAUACACAUUUGGGUGGUGAUGACUUUGAUAAGAGAAUUGUUGAUUGGCUUGCUAGCAACUUUAAGAGAGAUGAAGGUAUUGAUCUUUUGAAGGACAAACAAGCACUUCAGCGAUUGACUGAGACAGCUGAGAAGGCUAAAAUGGAGCUGUCAUCAUUGACUCAGGCAAACAUCAGUUUGCCAUUCAUCACUGCUACUGCUGAUGGACCCAAGCACAUUGAGACCACACUUACAAGAGCCAAGUUUGAGGAGUUGUGUUCGGAUUUGCUUGACCGGCUUAAAACACCAGUUGAGAAUUCUUUAAGGGAUGCAAAACUCUCCUUUAAAGACCUCGACGAGGUGAUACUUGUUGGUGGAUCAACACGAAUUCCAGCUGUACAGGAACUUGUAAAGAAACUGACAGGGAAGGACCCAAAUGUCACUGUCAAUCCAGAUGAAGUAGUUGCCCUUGGUGCUGCAGUUCAGGCUGGUGUUUUGUCUGGAGAUGUCAGUGAUAUUGUGCUGUUGGAUGUGACACCAUUGUCACUAGGUCUGGAGACUCUUGGAGGGGUAAUGACAAAAAUUAUCCCCAGAAACACUACUUUGCCCACAUCCAAAUCCGAGGUGUUCUCAACUGCUGCAGAUGGACAGACAAGUGUUGAGAUUAAUGUCCUUCAGGGCGAGAGAGAGUUUGUCAGGGACAACAAAUCCUUGGGAAGCUUCCGCCUUGACGGUAUUCCGCCAGCGCCGCGUGGAGUUCCUCAAAUUGAAGUUAAAUUUGACAUUGAUGCCAAUGGCAUUCUCUCUGUCGCUGCAGUCGAUAAAGGUACAGGGAAGAAGCAAGACAUCACAAUUACUGGUGCUAGCACCUUACCCAGUGAUGAGGUUGAGAAGAUGGUUAAGGAAGCUGAGAAAUUUGCAAAGGAGGACAAGGAGAAGAGAGAUGCCAUCGACACAAAGAACCAAGCAGAUUCCGUUGUCUACCAGACUGAGAAGCAGCUGAAGGAACUAGGAGACAAGGUUCCAGCCCCUGUGAAAGAAAAGGUUGAGGCAAAACUCAAGGAGCUCAAGGAUGCAAUAUCUGAUGGGUCAACACAAGGGAUAAAAGAUGCCAUGGCUGCCCUUAACCAAGAAGUCAUGCAACUUGGCCAGUCCCUUUACAACCAACCAGGCGCAGGUGGUGAAGGUGCUGGUCCUGCGCCUGGCAGUGAAGCUGGACCUUCAGAUUCAUCAAACAAGGGACCUGAUGGAGAUGUUAUUGAUGCAGACUUCACUGACAGUAAGUGAGACAGCAGAUAGUUGGCUAGGUUUUGGGCCUCUUCCUGGUGAUGUGUAUAAGGAAUUGUUUCUGCCUGGUUUAAGGAUGACUGCAGUUUCAGACAUUUUUGUCCUAUGGAGAUUGGCAACAAAUUGUUUCAAGGAAUAUAGGGAACCAAGCACCUAGUGGCAAACCCUUAAUAGUUAUAACUUUGGGUGUUCAAGCUGGUGCACUUAUUCUCAAUUUUAACACCACUAAGAUUUAGUGCUGCCGAUUAUUUUUUUUCUUCUCUUGAUGUUCUUGGAUCAAGCACUUAAUUUCAAAGUUUUACCAUUAAUGUUUAA
Messenger RNA from Manihot esculenta (cassava), 2660 nucleotides. Its product is annotated as heat shock 70 kDa protein 6, chloroplastic. Bases 231 to 2345 code for a protein of 704 amino acids. The transcript has 8 exons. Gene Ontology annotation, cellular component: chloroplast; cytoplasm. Gene Ontology annotation, molecular function: misfolded protein binding; ATP-dependent protein folding chaperone; ATP hydrolysis activity. NCBI's taxonomy places the organism in Eukaryota, Viridiplantae, Streptophyta, Magnoliopsida, Malpighiales, Euphorbiaceae. Gene Ontology annotation, biological process: protein refolding; cellular response to unfolded protein. The record is from RefSeq and is a predicted model, not a curated record.